This is a messenger RNA of Rhincodon typus (whale shark), 3691 nucleotides long. It is a transcript of the gene il1rapl1b, whose product is annotated as interleukin 1 receptor accessory protein-like 1b. Gene Ontology annotation, biological process: signal transduction; negative regulation of exocytosis. The transcript is spliced from 13 exons. Bases 102 to 2327 code for a protein of 741 amino acids. The record is from RefSeq and is a predicted model, not a curated record. Lineage: Eukaryota; Metazoa; Chordata; Chondrichthyes; Orectolobiformes; Rhincodontidae.
ACAUAGGCUAUUUACUAGAAGUGCUCCUUAUCAGCGAUAAUUUAAGCCAUGCCUGUCUUUCAAAUCGAACAUAUUUUGGAAGCUGCCUUUCAAGCUGGAAAAUGAAAGUUGUUGUUCAUUUAAUGAUUCUCUUGUAUACAUCCACAAUUCAAAGCCUGAAGAUUGUAUCCAAACGGGGUUCAGUUCUUCUGAAUCAGGACUCCCAUACAAAGUCCAACAUUCUAAAAAUAAACUUCAAGAGGGAGGGAGCUGAUGGAUGUACAGAUUGGUCUGUGGACUACAAGAAAUAUCAAGUUCUUCUGGGGGAACCAGUGCGAGUGAAAUGUGCAUUAUUUUAUGGAUACAUCAGGGCCAACUACACCAUAGCUCAAAGUUCAGGACUUAGCUUGAUGUGGUAUAAAAGUAGCGGUCAUGGGGACUUUGAAGAGCCAAUACCAUUUGAUGGAAUUAGAAUGAGUAAAGAAGAGGACUCCAUUUGGUUUCGUCCCACAGAAUUGCAAGAUGGUGGACUGUUUUCCUGUGUGUUGAGGAAUACUACAUACUGCAUGAAGGUUUCAAUGUCACUGAUUGUAGCUGAAAAUGAUACAGGCCUUUGCUACAAUACAAGAAUGAAAUAUUUUGAAAAAGCUGAGCUCAGCAAGAGUAAAGAAAUAUCAUGUCCAGAUAUUGAAGAUUUCAUUCUCCCAGACAGUGAGCCUGUCGUGUGGUAUAAGGAAUGCAAGGCAAAGGACUGGCGAAAAUCUAUCAUUCAGAAGGGAGACACACUUCUAAUACGCGAAGUAACAGAAGAUGAUGUUGGAAAUUACACAUGCGAAGUGAAGUUCAGAAGUUUUGUGGUAAGAAGAACGACAGAAUUAACAGUUACAGCUCCAAUGACAGAUAAACCACCCAAGUUCCUUUAUCCUUUAGAAAACAGGUUAAACCCUGUGGAGGCACAGCUUGGCAUCUUUGCCAAUCUGACUUGCAGAGCCUUUUUUGGUUAUGGUGGAGAGGUCAGCCCUAUAAUUUAUUGGAUGAAGGGAGAGAAGUUUAUUGAAGACCUUGAUGAUAACCAUGCCAGAGAAAGUGACAUAAGAAUUCUCAGGGAACACCUCGGGGAGAAAGAAGUUUCCAUUUCUCUGCUAAUUGACUCUGUGCAGGAUGCAGACUUGGGAAACUAUUCUUGCUAUGUUGAAAAUGGGAAUGGACGUAGACAAGCAAGCAUUCUUCUUCAGAAGAGAGAACUGAUGUACACCGUGGAACUUGCGGGUGGAUUGGGGGCUAUCCUUCUGCUGCUGGUCUGUCUGGUGACUCUGUACAAAUGCUAUAAGAUAGAUAUUAUGCUAUUUUAUCGCAAUCAUUUUGGAGCAGAUGAACUAGAUGGAGAGAACAAAGAUUACGAUGCAUACCUGUCAUACACCAAAGUCGACCCUGAUCAGUGGAACCAAGAAACCACAGAGGAAGAACGUUUUGCACUGGAGAUUUUACCAGAUGUGCUAGAGAAACAUUAUGGGUACAAAUUGUUCAUCCCUGACAGGGACUUGAUUCCAACUGGAAUAUGGGCUGAAUCGCAAUCCCGUGCUACGCAACACUCUUCGUGCCCCACUAUAAUCGGAUGGGAGAACACAUAUGUUGAAGAUGUGGCACGAUGCAUUGAUCAAAGCAAGAGACUAAUUAUCGUUCUGACCCCGAAUUAUGUCAUAAGGCGAGGCUGGAGUAUCUUUGAACUGGAAACCAGACUGCGCAACAUGUUAGUCACGGGUGAAAUUAAAGUGAUAUUAAUUGAAUGCAGUGAACUUCGGGGAAUUAUAAACUAUCAGGAGAUUGAGGCCCUCAAACAUAUGAUCAAGCUUCUUACGGUUAUCAAGUGGAAAGGACCUAAAUGCAACAAACUGGAUUCCAAAUUUUGGAAACGUUUACAGUAUGAGAUGCCCUUUAAGAGGAUAGAGCCGAUCUCUAAUGAGCAGGUUUUGGAUGCUAGCGAACAGGGCCCAUUUGGGGAACUGCAGACAGUGUCUGCCAUCUCCAUGGCAGCAGCAACCUCCACCGCUCUGGCCACUGCCCAUCCGGACCUACGCUCUACCUUUCACAACACCUACCACACUCAGAUGCGGCACAAGCAUUAUUAUCGGAGCUACGAGUAUGAUGUACCUCCCACUAGCGGCAUCAUGCCCUUUACCUCAUUGGGUAAUCAACACACAUACUGCAACAUCCCCAUGACACUUAUAAAUGGGCAGAGGCCCAAUAAUAAAAUAAACAAGGAGCAAACUCCAGAUGAGGUUCACACAAACAGUGCAGUACUACCACUUCUGCCAAGGGAGACCAGUAUGUCCAGUGUCAUUUGGUAACAACUAGUGGGGUGAUUUGAACCUCUUCAGGUUACACAGUCCGGUGCCUGGGACCAUGGCCUUGACUGCUGCUGUUAUACAAAAAGAAAUAUGAAAACACAGGGUCUUGUAGAUAAUUGAUUUGUUUGUAACAUCAGAGUCUUCCUGUUCUAUUCUUGCCUGUCACUACUACAUUUAUGAUUGUUUUCUAUGUUCUAUGUUAUUAGAACUGUUUUCAGAAUUUUUAAAGAAACUGGCAAGCAUAACCAUGUCAUAUAGAGAAAGAAAAAAAAGACAUGCUUUUUCAUGAUUGAUGGAGAUGGAAAUGGCUUGGUUUUGACACCUUGUUGGGAUGCUUUUGCAAGAUUGUGAGAUAAAUGUGUGAGGAUCUUUUUUUCAACUUUUCAUUCCGGAUAAAUGAAAGUGCUUUCAAGCCACGGUCAGUUUUCUGAAAUGUGAUUUGUUGAGGGCGUGUGCAUUGUUACGUUACAUAUUAAGCCGUAGGCAUUAUAUAUCAGAGACACUGAAAGCUAAAGUGUAUAUUGUAGGUGAUGUUUCCAUGUCAAUACCAUAUCAAGUCAGUCUGAGGCACCCCUUCAAGUUCAGAUAUUUAUCGAAAGAACAUUCUGAUCGUUAUUGCUGACGACAACUAUUAAGUAGAACUUUAUGAGGUGAAGUAGAUAUAGUCCUAGCUCAAACCAUUCAUGAUCACAAGAUAAUUAUACUUUACCUAAUUAAUAAUAAAUUCCCCUUUUUGUCAGAUAUUCAUCGUGGGUGGUGUUGAAAGCAAGGCAUCUGCUUACAAAAAUAAGCUCAUAAUUACGAUUAACAGAAAAAACCUAUUAUCAAGGUGUCCUAAGUAAAUUAUGCCCUUUUACAAUGGUAAAUUAGUCUUCCACAUUCAUGAGAAAAUUGUGCAGAGAUGUGGUUCAUUUUACUGGAAAAUGCACUCUACGAAGGAUUUUUUUUUAAUGUUGACUCAGUGCACAAUUCCCACAGUAAUGAUUAGAAAAAAAAAAGAUUUUUUUUGCUUAAAUACUUUGUCUAAAGAUGGUUAGGGCCAUUUCUACCUCUAAAACAAUAAAUGAUAUUUCAGAAGAAAAAUAUCUUGAGUUUUUUUUGUGUUUUGACUGAAACUGAAAACAUUGGUUUUCAAAGUCAGAUCACAUGGGCAUUAGGGCAGCAUGUUUCUUACUUUUUAUAACGUUUGUACGCUUAUGUAUUUUUUCCAUUCGUCGGCUUUUUUUGUUAUUUACUUGUGGGCCAGUGUAUAGUGGUUUCUAAUGCCUUGAUACACUCUUUAUGUCAUAGUUUGUUAUGUAGGGACGACAAAAAGCACCAGGCUUGCUUGUCCGUAUUUUAAAAUUAAAACUAUUAUUUUCAAA